This is a messenger RNA of Acipenser ruthenus (sterlet), 6052 nucleotides long. RefSeq names its product nucleolar transcription factor 1-like. The coding region runs from base 641 to 2857 and encodes 738 amino acids. The transcript is spliced from 22 exons. NCBI's taxonomy places the organism in Eukaryota, Metazoa, Chordata, Actinopteri, Acipenseriformes, Acipenseridae. The record is from RefSeq and is a predicted model, not a curated record.
AAAAAUAAUACAUAAAUAAAAUAAUACAUAAAUAAAAUUAUAUAUAUAUAUAUAUAUAUAGUCAACAUUCCAAACAUAACCUGCAAUUUUAACAUUACUUGUGUAACUUUAUAAUACUGUAACUUUAAAGGAAUUAAACAUUUUCCAUUUCCAGUUGAGUAAUUUUAAAAUGUAAAAAAAAAAACACAAAUCAUAAUCAUAAUUUUAAAAUAAAUCUGUAAUGCCAAAUUCUAUGAGUGUCGUGAAGAAACCAUGAGGCUGCGAUAUGUUUUGGAAGAUGAAUGGUUUGGGUACUGCUGGUGCUGGAGAGUGAGCCGGGGUUGAUUGGGAUAAAGAGAUGGAAAGAGCUAGUGAGUUGGACUUGGAGGCGGGGGGAAGUUUCCAUCUCUGCGGGGACUGAAGUGUUCAUGCCUAGGGCCAGCGCUGGCUAACAUUCAACCCAGCCCUCCGCAACAAGCGUGCAACAGAAACCAGCAGACUGUAAGACGAUUCUCUUCAGUCGCCAUACCGCCUGAGAGACUCUUCUUCCCGGAUUUACUCUUCCUACUUACCGCCGAUAUUGUCUGGACGUCUUUGAAGACCGUUCUGCAGAACAGAGGAGCAGAGAAUUGAGACCAAGCCUGGUGUGCUCCACCCGAGAAUGAACGGAACUAUGGAGUUGUCUGCAGAAGUCAUUGCCGUCAACGAAAAAGCUUCAGAAAACUGGCCCAAAGAAGACCUGCUGGGCUUGCUGGAGAGCAUGAGGAUCAAUCUUCCCCAGAAUGACCUGACCAAAUUCAAAACUGCAGAGUCUCAUCUGGACUGGGGCAAGGUGGCCUUCAACCAGUACACAGCAGACAUGUGCAAACAGAAGUGGUUCGAGAUUUCUCAUGAGGUGCGGAAGUUCCGCACGCUGUCGGAAAUCAUCUUGGACGCUCAGGAUCAUGUGAAGAACCCCUACAAGGGCAAGAAACUCAAGAAACACCCUGAUUUCCCAAAGAAGCCCCUGACCCCCUACUUCCGAUUCUUCAUGGAAAAAAGAGCCAAGUAUGCCAAACUGCACCCAGAGAUGAGCAACCUGGACCUCACCAAGAUCCUGUCCAUGAAGUACAAGGAGCUGCCAGACAAGAAGAAGAUGAAAUACAUGCAGGACUUUCAGAGGGAGAAGGAAGAGUUUGAACGCAAUAUGGCAAGAUUUAGGGAGGAGCACCCUGACCUGAUCGAGAACUUUAAGCGCUCGGACAUCCCAGAAAAACCCAAAACUCCCCAGCAGCUCUGGUACAGUCACGAGAGGAAGAUCCACUUAAAAACACACCCUGAUGCCACAACCAAGGAUAUCAAAGAAGGCCUGGGCAAGCAGUGGUCCCAGCUGCCUGACAAGAAAAGGCUGAAGUGGAUCACAAAGUCUCUGGAGCAACAGAAGCAGUAUGAGGAGGUGAUGCGAGGGUACAUCCAGCAGCACCCGGAGCUCAACAUGAGCCAGGAGGGCAUCACCAAGUCCACCCUGACCAAGGCUGAGCGGCAGCUGAAGGACAAGUUCGACGGCAGACCCACCAAGCCCCCUCCGAACGGCUACUCCAUGUACUGUGCUGAGCUCAUGUCCAACAUGAAGGACGUCCCCAGCACCGAGCGCAUGGUGAUGUGCAGCCGGCAGUGGAAGCUGCUGACCCAGAAAGAGAAGGACGGCUUUCAGAAGCGCUGCGAGCAGAGAAAGAAGGCAUAUGAAAUUGAGAUGAACCGGUUCUUAUGUAGUCUCUCGGUGGAGGAGCAGCAACGUGUGCUGGGAGAGGAGAAGAUGCAGGGCUUCAACAGGAAAGGAGCUGGCAAGCCUCUCUCCAAGAAGAACUCCACCUCCAAGGGGGGCUCAGACAAACCCAAGCGUCCGGUCUCUGCCAUGUUCAUCUUCUCGGAGGAGAAGCGGCACAAGCUGCAGGAGGAGCGUCCCGAGCUGGCAAAUAGCGAACUGACACGGUUGCUGGCCCGCAUGUGGAACGACCUGUCUGACAAGAAGAAGGAGAAGUACAAGCGUCUGGAGGCUGCGUUGAAGGCGGAGUCAGAUAAGAAAGAGCUAGAGGAGCGCGGGCGCCUGCCGGAGUCUCCCAAAACAGCAGAGGACAUCUGGCAGCAGAGCGUCAUUGGGGAUUACCUGGCCAGGUACCGGAACGACCGCGCCAAAGCCCUGAAAGCCAUGGAGGCCACAUGGAAGACCAUGGAGAAGAAGGAGAAGAUCAUGUGGAUCAAGAAGGCAGCUGAGGAUCAGAAGAGAUACGAGAGGGAGCUGAGUGAGAUGCGCGCCCCUGCCACAGUGACAGGCACUGGCAAGAAGAUGAAGUUUGAAGGAGAGCCCAAGAAGCCGCCCAUGAACGGGUACCAGAAGUUCUCUCAGGAGCUGCUGUCGAACGGGGAGUUGAACCAGCUGCCCCUGAAGGAGCGCAUGGUGGAGAUCGGGGGGCGCUGGCAGAAGCUCUCGCAGGCUCACAAGGACCGCUACAAGAAGAUGGCAGAGGAGAAGCAGAAACAGUACAAAGUCCAGAUGGAGCACUGGCUGAAGAGCCUGUCCUCACAAGACCGAGCGAUGUACAAAGAGUACACAUCAAAUAAACGCAAAAGCACUGCAAAACCCAGGGGGACAAUUGCCAAGGUGAAGGCUGUCGUGGCCGUGAAAUCUGACACAGAGGAGGAUGAUGACGAGGAAGAGGAAGAAGAGAAAGCGGAUUCUUCAGAGGAAGAAUCCUCCAGCGAUGAGGAGAGCGAGGAGGGAGAGGAGAAUGAAGAGGAGGAGGAAGGUGACGAGGAGGCCGAAGACAAGGAGAACGAGUCCGAGAGCAGCAGCAGCUCCUCCAGCUCCGAGGAGACCUCGGACUCCGACUCGGACUGAGCCCUGAGACCCCAUCCCAAAACCAGCUCCCUCUUCAAACUGCUUCAACUGCACUUGAGUUUUAAAAAGAGGGGAGGUGGGGCGCCAUUCACCCUGUGUGCGCUGGAACAGACUCCUGAACCCAUAGCCUGUCCAACACGGAUGUAACCUUGGCAUGCUGGUUAACUAAAAAGCUGCCACUUUCCCAAUCCCCAGCCAUUAUUCUAAACCUUCCCUGAGCUCAUACACAGUUCUUCUACAGAUUGGACUGUCUGUCCUGCCAAAAAAACACCCCUGUCCCUCCAUACCUUCUUCAACACUAGAUGGUUUUAAAAAAAAGAGACAAACCUCAAAUAUACUGAAUGUUUGGGGUAGCAGUUCAGUAAGGGUAUACUGUAGCUGUGUUUUAAAAUGGACCGGUUUCAUAUAGAGUAGCCCCAAUAUAAAUUAUAUUUGUGUGGCAAUUAAACCUUUACCGAAAAAAUGUGUGUGUGGGGUGGUGCAGGCUUGCCAACACAGUAAUAACUAGAUUCCCACCAGCAUUUAAUUUGUUAGUUAUUUUAUUUGACCUUUUUAAAUUAAAUACAAAUAGUGUAUGUCUCCUCAGGCAAGCGGAUUCAGCUUUGGACUGUCAGUCAUGAAGAUGCUUUGACUGUUUGAUUUUGGUUGGAUAAUUUGGGUGGGAGGGAAGGAGGGGGGUGGGGUUACUCAGCUAUUUUGGCACUGACUAAAUGUAGUACCACAGAGUGGCCUGCAGGAGUCACUGCACACAGAAAGCAGAGUUAACUAUCAACUGAUCGGUUUAUGUAGUCUAAACAUGUUAAAUUACCUGACACUGAAUUUGAGAAUUAACAAACAGGAUAGGGGACCACAGACCUGUGUUUUUUUUUUAGGACUUUUUAGAUUUUAUUUCAUUUUAAUUUCAGAAAUACUGAAGCCAUGGCUAGUGUGUAGUUCAAAUAAAGGAAGAUGGUUUUCUUCUAAAUCUUCUGUUAUUUCAGUGUAUCGAGUUUUAAUCGUGCAAGAAAAUGAAAUAUAUAUGUGAAGCACAAGUUCCUUUUUAAACAUAGGCCUAAAAUUAAUAUUCAGUGUAUUUAUUGUUUACUUGGUACUACAUAGUCUAACAAUAUCCGAGGGUCUGGGUUUAAUAAGACUGGAUUUAUUAAAAUACCCAGAUGUAAAAGCAUAUAAAGGCACAUUAAAUAUUAAAAUUCAGAGAUACACCACUAUUUUAUUUGUUUUGUUUGUUUUUACCAGUAAAGUAUUUCUUACAAGCAAGCCUAAAGUUGACAGUUCUAUUUUCACAAAAUAACUCCUCGUGGCAUACCCUAUACCUUCCUUUAAAUCUUUAGGGUGAAUGUGAAAGAUGCCCGCUGUACUGUAUACUGUUGGUUGGUUUGUUUGUUUGUUUGUUUGUUUGUUUCUUAAAAAGAAUUGGCCUGCAGACAGUUCUCCUUUUUGAAGGUGUUUAGGUAAAGUUCUUUGGGUGGAGAUGAGUCCUAUUGUUCAGGGGCAUAGGAAAACCACUGUUUUCAUUUUUUUAAUUGACUCUUGCUUUUUACCCCAAACCCUGUAUUAAACUGUUACUAGAAUGGAAGCCCCCACUUAACAGCCCUCCUAUUAUUUUUAAAUAAGUGCAGCAGUUUUAUGAGGCUGCUGUUAAUAUUUGAACUAUUUCUAAUCCUGCAUGUUUUAUCAUUUCCCUACACCCUCCUAGGACUGCAUUAUUAUAUUUAUCUGAUUAAAUGAAAUCUGCGAUUUUUCAGAUUUUUAUUUUGUAUUUCUAUAAGAUGGCAUGGUUUAGUAGCUGGCAGCUGUUUGUUUUGUUUCCCCCUGUGAAAUUGUAUUUUAAACACGCACAGCUUUAGAGCAGAAUAAUAAGGCAGCUCAAAAUAAUUUCACAAAAGCAGAAAUAGAGAGUAGUAAAGCUGGUACACAAAUGCAUUCAGUGCAGUGUAACCAGAAAUGGCAGAGCAAGCCUACACGGUUAUAGAUGGUAAUGUUUUACUGUAUAGGUUUUGCUAUAUAUGUUUAUGAACUUCAUUUUUCUGUAGUUCUCAACAUCCCUUAAUUGUCUUGUAAAAUCCUCCCAUUCACAUUUGUUUUUUCCUUGAUUAUUAAUUAUUAUUACACAGGAUCAAGUCAUUUUAGCACUUUGCAAUGCAGCUGUGGAAGGCCAUGUCUAAGAAACAUUAAAAGACUCUGUAGGAGUCAUCCAUCCCAGUCAAAAAGCUGCAUCCUGCUGUUUUUUAAAGGAGCCAGUCUCCAAGACGAUGUCCUUUUUAAGAUGACCCAGUAACGCACAUCAUUUGGUGCACAAACCAGUUGAAUUGCUGAAUGUGUUAUUUGUCCAUUGCAGCACACAGUGGCAAAGUGACUUUUUAAUCACUUAUGUGCUUUGUGUUUUUGCUGUAUAUUUUUUUUCCUGAUGCCAAAACAUCAGGGGAAUAAGCCAAUUUUGCUGUGUAGCUUCAGUCUUGUGCUAACAAAAACAAAACAAAAAAAUCUUAACAGGCUCAAUGGUGUAGACUUUAAUCUACAUACUGAUCCCGUAGUCCAAGCUGCUCUGGAGUGGUGCCUGAGCCGUCUGUGCAAUCCAACGUGAUCCAAGUGAUAGCAAAUGUUACCAGACCCUCAAAAUUUAUUGAGGUUCUGCCAUACAUACAGUUUUUAAAAGUGCAUUUGAGUUUUCUCAAUCUAUGAAGUUUAUAGCAUGCAUCAUUUCUGCAGUGGACGUUAGGAGCUCAGAAAGAGGACACUUCCAAUGAUGCAAUUGCUAACGUGUGAAAGAGAUUGCACAGGGAUAUUUAAAAUUGAAAGGGGUGUGGGGAGGCUUUCUUUGUGUGGGGUUUAAUAUGGUUGUAUGGUAUUUGUAUAUAAUGCUCUUCGUAACAUGUGGCUUUUGUUUUACAUGUACAUUUUAUUUUUUUGUUCUUGCAGCAUUUUUGGGACACUGCUUGGGGAGGAGAUAUUUUUUUCUUUUCUUUUUUUAUAUAACUGUAAGAGAAGAACUUAGUGAAUGUUUUUCUAAUGUUUCAAAAGUGUUCUUUUUGUAGAAACAAAAAUAAAAUGCUUUGCAGGUUUGUAUCGCUGAUUUAAAAACCUGAAAUCUAAGAAUUUUUCUAGGUAAAGGUGUACUUUUAUUUCAAGUGAUUUACUAUUUGAGCAAGUAAACUUUGUUUAAAAAAUAAUAAUAAUAAAAAAAAAUGUAAUGUC